CGCCUGCACAGCCCGAGCUCACACGUCCUCUCACACGUGUCCCCUGAGGAUAUGUCUCGCAGUUUUUCCCCACUCUAAAACACGUUCUGACUGCACUAGAGACUCUCACUUCAUUUUAGUAUUUAGCGUUACAGUCUGGAACGCCAUCAGCCCAUCAUGAAGACAGCCAUCUGCAUCACGUGGCUCGUGGCGGUUUGCGUCGCUCAAGAGGAAACGAGAAUUUCCAGUUCCAGUAACGUGUUCGGUUUCGAGCUCCUCCGAGAGAUCCCGGUCUCGUCGCAGACGAACAUCUUCUACUCGCCGUACAGCGUGUACACGGCGAUGGCUAUGACCUACGUUGGCGCCAGAGGCGAUACUCUGCAAGACUUGCACGAGGCGCUCCAUUACUCGUCGGUAGGCUUGAGUCACGACCGCGUUCCGAGCGCCCACGCCAAGCACACGCGUCGGCUACGUGAGCCUUCAAAUUCAACGCUGUACGUCGCCAACGCCGCUGUUAUUCAGGAGGGCUACAACGUGGAACCGCAGUACCUAGACUCCCUCAGGCAGUACUUCGAUGCCGAAGUAAGUACAGCGAAUUUGGCAGAUGAACAGGCCUUGAGGACUAUCAACGACUGGGUCAAGAACAAAACGGCAGGAAAAAUAGAGGAAUUGCUCAGCGAACCACUUUCCUCCGAUGCAAGGUUGGUCCUUCUGAACGCCAUCUACUUCAAGGGGAUGUGGAACACCCCAUUUCACGCAGGGGCCACGUCCAAGGCUCCUUUCUUCAAUUCAGGAACAGAGCGCGUCCAGGUAGACAUGAUGCGUCAGCAGCUUACGACGGCAUACGCUCAAGACGACGAGACGAACGCGCAAGUCGUUGACCUGGCUUACACUGGACUUGAUUACAGCAUGGUUAUUGUGCUGCCGCGAGAGAAAAACGGCGUGGACGCUCUCAGGCGUAACUUUUCGUUGCCACUCUACCAUCGUCUGCUGUUGAAGCUCCGAGACACAAACGUUGAUGUCGCACUGCCCAAAUUCAAGAUUGAAAGCCUGUACAAGCUGAAGGAGCCUCUGUCGCAGCUGGGAGCAUCGAAGGUCUUCGACAAGCAUCAAGCCGACUUCUCGGGCAUCAGCGGGUCUCGCGACCUGUUCGUCUACGACGUGGUGCACAAGGCUGUGGUCGAGGUGAACGAAGAAGGCAGCGAGGCGGCCGGCUCCACGGCUGUUGUUUUUGAGGUUGAGAGCAUCCGUGUAAGCACGCCAUUUGUGGUCGACCAUCCGUUCCUGUUUUUCAUCCACAACAGACGCACAGGAGACAUUCUAUUCGCGGGUCAAGUGAACCAUCUCUAGGCUUCUAGCGUUGUGGCCCAAGAUGCACUCUUUCCAAGCUUGGGCGUCCAAACGAAGUCGCUGGGACCUCCGGUGAUUAGCUGGCUUCCUAAGUCAAGUCGAGCAUAGCCACACCUGUUUAUUUACAGAAGCAACACAAUAAUAUUACUGCGGAUGACAAUGACCUCCUCACAACGAGGUCAGUAUCCGGCCUGCAGUCGCAGUGACCGUAUUGAACACCCCAGACAUAACUGGGAAGCUAAAAACGGAACCGCACGGAAACAUGAUUUAGCGUUAAGAAAAACUGGGCACAAAAUUAAAAAAAAUAUCAUUUAACGCGCUACACAAUUCUAGGCGAAAUUAUUAAUACUAUAAUUCCACUAGUUACUUACAAUCGGUAUUAUCGUUAAAUACAAGUAGAUCAAGCUUGUCGGGCAGGGCUUGCAGUCGAGAAAUUACCUGCGCGCAGCGAUAAACGUUUGCUUACCUGCGAUCUGGAGGAGGGCAAAUCCUGUGUACUCUGCUUAUACAAAAAGCAUCAAAAGGGCCUGCAUUGCGCAGUCUGUCGUGAUUGUGUGACUAAUGGUAAAUAAAUAUUUAAUGCUAAUUACAGGACGCGAGGGGAGUCCUUGUUUCCCCCAAUGAAGCGACUAACGCAUAUACUCGUAGACUCAUAUUUCCGCAAGCACAGAAGAUACCCUCAGUUGUUAGCGACAAAGAACUUGGUAAUAAAGAGCUGUUGCUUUACGUGAACCAUGAAUUUGCCUUUUAUACAGGAAUGAAGUAACUCUAAAGGAAACGAUUUCUUAUGAGUUUCUUUUUUGUUGUUGUUUAAUGCUGUUCAUGCAUGUUGUUCAUUUCAAAUAAAGAAACGCAGGAAAUAUUCGUUCUUU
Molecule: messenger RNA, 2201 nt
Organism: Dermacentor silvarum
Lineage: Eukaryota; Metazoa; Arthropoda; Arachnida; Ixodida; Ixodidae
Product: intracellular coagulation inhibitor 1-like
Exons: 4
Coding region: 157-1329 (390 amino acids)
Molecular function (GO): serine-type endopeptidase inhibitor activity
Source: RefSeq, a predicted model, not a curated record